AAUUUUCUUGUCUUUUUCCAGGCUGAACUCACGGGAAUCAAAUGGCGUAGGUACAAUUUUGGAGGGCAUGGGGACUGUGGACCCAUAAUUUCAGCCCCAGCCCAAGAUGAUCCAAUCCUGUUAAGUUUCAUCCGCUGUUUGCAAGCCAACUUGCUGUGUGUAUGGCGUCGCGAUGUCAAACCAGAUUGCAAAGAGUUAUGGAUUUUCUGGUGGGGAGAUGAACCCAACCUAGUGGGUGUAAUACAUCAUGAACUGCAGGUUGUGGAAGAAGGACUCUGGGAAAAUGGCCUUUCCUAUGAAUGUCGGACACUGCUCUUCAAAGCGAUCCACAAUCUGUUAGAAAGGUGCCUAAUGGAUAAGAACUUCGUUAGGAUUGGGAAGUGGUUUGUCCGACCGUAUGAAAAGGAUGAAAAACCAGUCAACAAAAGUGAGCAUCUGUCCUGCGCAUUCACAUUCUUUCUUCAUGGAGAAAGUAAUGUGUGCACAAGUGUGGAGAUUGCCCAACACCAGCCAAUUUAUUUAAUCAAUGAGGAACAUAUACACAUGGCUCAGUCUUCACCUGCACCAUUUCAAGUACUGGUAAGUCCUUAUGGCUUAAAUGGCACGCUGACAGGCCAAGCAUACAAGAUGUCAGACCCUGCCACCCGUAAGUUGAUUGAGGAAUGGCAGUAUUUCUACCCAAUGGUGCUGAAAAAGAAAGAGGAGUUGAAAGAAGAAGAGGAGUUGGGAUAUGAUGAUGAUUUCCCUGUGGCAGUCGAAGUAAUUGUUGGUGGCGUUCGGAUGGUUUAUCCUUCAGCAUUUGUUUUAAUCUCUCAGAAUGACAUACCGGUUCCUCAGAGCGUUGCCGGUGCUGGAGGCCAUAUUACCGUCGGGCAGCAGGGACUGGGUAGUGUGAAGGACCCAAGUAACUGUGGAAUGCCUCUCACCCCUCCCACCUCUCCAGAACAGGCUGUAAUGGGGGAGAGCGGAGGUACGCAGAGUGCGGUCAGUCACCUAGGUUCCCAAGACGGGGGGAUGAUAACUAUGCACAGUCCAAAGAGAUCGGGGAAGAUUCCUCCAAAACUCCACAAUCACAUGGUCCAUCGAGUCUGGAAGGAAUGCAUCCUCAACAGAACCCAGUCCAAGAGGAGCCAAAUGUCGACUCCAACUCUUGAAGAAGAGCCUGCUAAUAAUCCUGCUACUUGGGAUUUUGUGGAUCCAACCCAAAGAGUCAGCUGUUCUUGCUCUAGGCAUAAACUUCUAAAACGUUGUGCAGUAGGACCCAGUCGACCUCCCGCAGCAUCUCAGCCAGGCUUCGGUGCAGGACCAUCAUCAUCUUCAUCUUUACCACCUCCUGCUUCCAAGCACAAAACGACAGAAAGACCAGAAAAGGGAGACAAGUUGCAGAAGAGACCCUUGAUACCAUUUCACCACAGGCCGUCUGUGGCUGACGAGUUCUGUGUGGAGCAAGAUACACCAGGACAGAAGCUAGGGUUGGCAGGGAUCGACUCCUCCCUAGAGGUGUCUAGCAGUAGGAAGUAUGAUAAACAAAUGGCCGUGCCUUCCAGAAAUACAAGCAAGCAAAUGAAUCUGAAUCCUAUGGAUUCACCUCAUUCCCCUAUUUCCCCUCUGCCGCCAACACUCAGCCCUCAGCCACGAGGUCAGGAAACGGAGAGUUUGGACCCGCCAUCUGUCCCUGUGAACCCAGCCCUCUAUGGAAACGGGCUAGAACUCCAGCAGUUGUCAACUCUGGAUGACAGAACUGUCCUCGUAGGCCAAAGACUGCCUCUGAUGGCAGAGGUCAGCGAGACAGCCUUAUAUUGUGGGAUUAGGCCCUCGAACCCGGAGUCGUCAGACAAGUCGUGGAACAGCUACCGUCUCCCACCCGUUGACGAUGCUGAGUUCCGGCCUCCAGAGCUCCAGGGCGAGAGGUGUGAUGCCAAAAUGGAGGUAAACUCAGAGAGCACCGCGCUGCAAAGACUCUUAGCACAACCUAACAAACGGUUUAAAAUCUGGCAAGAAAAGCAGCCCCAGAUGCAGCCACUCCACUUCCUUGACCCAUUGCCUCUGUCUCAGCAACCUGGAGACAGUUUGGGAGAAGUCAAUGAUCCAUACACCUUUGAGGAUGGCGACAUAAAAUACAUCUUUACGGCAAACAAGAAAUGCAAACAAGGGGCAGAGAAAGAUUCCCUGAAAAAGAAUAAGUCAGAGGAUGGAUUUGGUACCAAGGAUGUCACUACACCAGGUCAUUCCACGCCGGUGCCUGAUGGGAAAAAUGCCAUGUCUAUUUUCAGUUCUGCUACUAAAACAGAUGUCCGGCAGGACAGUGCUGCUGGCAGAGCCGGCUCCAGUAGCCUUACCCAGGUGACAGAUCUGGCACCUUCCCUGCACGACCUAGACAACAUCUUUGAUAAUUCCGAUGACGACGAACUUGGGGCUGCAUCACCUGCGCUGCGCUCAUCCAAAAUGCCUGCAGUUGGGGCAGAAGACCGGCCUCUUGGGAAGGACGGAAGAGCUGCUGUUCCAUACCCACCAACAGUUGCAGACUUGCAAAGGAUGUUUCCCACCCCUCCUUCUUUGGAACAGCACCCUGCAUUUUCUCCUGUGAUGAAUUAUAAAGAUGGAAUCAGUUCAGAGACAGUGACAGCAUUAGGCAUGAUGGAGAGCCCUAUGGUCAGUAUGGUUUCAACACAGCUCACUGAAUUCAAAAUGGAAGUAGAAGAUGGAUUAGGAAGUCCCAAGCCAGAGGAAGUAAAGGACUUUUCAUACGUGCACAAAGUUCCAACUUUUCAACCUUUCGUGGGUUCCUCCAUGUUUGCUCCACUGAAGAUGUUGCCGAGCCAGUGCCUGCUACCUCUGAAGAUACCUGAUGCCUGUCUGUUUCGGCCUUCGUGGGCGGUGCCUCCUAAAAUUGAACAGCUGCCCAUGCCGCCUGCAGCCAUUUUCAGUAGAGACGGUUACAACAACGUGCCUAGUGUCGGGAGCCUAGCAGACCCAGACUACCUGAAUACGCCCCAGAUGAACACGCCGGUGACGUUGAACAGCGCUGCCCCAGCCAGCAACAGCGGGGCAGGAGUUUUGCCAUCUCCAGCAACCCCUCGCUUCUCUGUCCCCACACCACGAACCCCCAGGACCCCAAGAACUCCCAGAGGAGGGGGCACUGCCAGUGGUCAAGGGUCAGUUAAAUACGACAGCACCGAUCAGGGCUCACCUGCCUCUACUCCCUCUACCACGCGGCCCCUUAACUCUGUGGAGCCUGCCACCAUGCAGCCGAUUCCCGAAGCCCACAGUCUCUACGUCACCCUGAUCCUCUCAGAUUCCGUGAUGAAUAUUUUUAAAGACAGAAACUUUGACAGCUGUUGCAUCUGUGCCUGCAACAUGAACAUCAAAGGGGCAGAUGUUGGGCUUUACAUCCCCGAUUCUUCCAACGAGGACCAGUAUCGCUGUACCUGUGGGUUUAGUGCGAUUAUGAAUCGCAAACUUGGCUACAAUUCGGGACUCUUCCUGGAAGAUGAGUUGGAUAUCUUUGGGAAGAACUCUGAUAUUGGUCAGGCCGCGGAGAGGCGCUUAAUGAUGUGUCAGACUACCUUCCUUCCUCAGGUGGAGGGAGCCAGAAAGUCCCAGGAGCCACCUAUAAGCCUCCUCCUCCUCCUCCAGAAUCAGCAUACACAACCUUUUGCUUCACUGAGUUUCUUGGACUACAUUUCCUCCAACAGUCGCCAGACUCUUCCCUGUGUGAGCUGGAGUUACGACCGGGUGCAGGCAGAUAAUAAUGAUUAUUGGACGGAAUGCUUUAAUGCCUUGGAGCAGGGCCGACAGUAUGUGGACAAUCCCACGGGUGGAAAAGUAGACGAAGCGCUGGUGAGAAGUGCCACUGUGCACUCUUGGCCUCACAGCAAUGUGCUGGACAUCAGUAUGCUCUCCUCCCAAGAUGUGGUCCGUAUGCUGUUGUCUCUGCAGCCCUUUCUCCAAGACGCCAUCCAGAAGAAGCGCACGGGCAGGACCUGGGAGAAUAUCCAGCAUGUGCAGGGACCGCUAACCUGGCAGCAGUUCCACAAGAUGGCAGGACGGGGGACCUACGGUUCCGAAGAAUCUCCUGAGCCUUUGCCCAUCCCCACCCUGCUGGUAGGCUAUGACAAGGACUUCCUCACCAUCUCGCCGUUCUCCUUGCCAUUUUGGGAGAGGCUGCUGUUGGACCCAUAUGGGGGCCACCGGGAUGUUGCCUAUAUUGUGGUGUGUCCAGAAAACGAGGCCUUGCUCGAAGGAGCCAAAACUUUCUUCAGGGACUUGAGCGCUGUAUAUGAGAUGUGUCGGCUUGGGCAGCACAAGCCCAUCUGCAAAGUGCUACGAGAUGGGAUCAUGCGCGUGGGAAAGACUGUGGCACAGAAGCUGACGGAUGAGCUUGUGAGCGAGUGGUUUAACCAGCCGUGGAGCAGCGAGGAGAAUGACAAUCAUUCCAGACUCAAACUUUAUGCGCAAGUUUGCCGCCAUCACCUAGCACCUUAUCUAGCCACUCUGCAGCUCGAUGGCAGCCUGCUGAUACCACCUAAGUACCAGUCCCCACCAGCAGCAGCACAGGGACAAGCCACCCCCGGGAACGCUGGGCCUCUAGCUUCAAAUUCAGGAUCGGCAGCACCCUCAGCCGGCAGUGCGUUCAACCCCACCUCCAGCAGCAGUUCCGGGAACCCCGCGGCAGGCAGCUCGGCCUCUGGGUCCUCUGUGCCGCCGGUCUCCGCCUCCGCCCCCGCCCCCGCCCCCGUUGUUAACCAGAUCAGCACUACCUCUUCUUCAGGAUUCAGUGCUAGCGUCGGAGGGCAGAACCCCAGCAGCGGGGCCGGUUCUGCAGACAGAACGCAAGGGAGCGCAGGCUGUGGCGGAGACCCGGAGCCCGGGCAGAGCUCCUCUCAGCCCUCACAGGAUGGACAAGAAAGUGUCACAGAAAGGGAAAGAAUAGGAAUUCCCACUGAACCCGACUCUGCAGACAGCCAAGCCUAUCCUCCAGCUGUGGUCAUUUACAUGGUGGACCCCUUCACCUACACUGCAGACGAAGACUCCACUUCCGGAAACUUUUGGCUGUUGAGUUUGAUGCGCUGCUACACGGAGAUGCUGGAUAAUUUACCCGAACAUAUGAGAAAUUCUUUCAUUCUCCAGAUCGUGCCUUGCCAGUACAUGCUGCAGACAAUGAAGGACGAACAAGUUUUCUACAUUCAGUACUUGAAGUCCAUGGCAUUUUCGGUGUACUGCCAGUGCCGGCGCCCUCUGCCCACACAGAUCCACAUUAAGUCCCUCACGGGAUUUGGGCCUGCCGCCAGCAUCGAGAUGACCCUCAAGAACCCAGAGCGACCCAGUCCAAUCCAGCUUUACUCCCCUCCUUUUAUAUUGGCCCCAAUUAAAGAUAAGCAGACGGAGCUGGGAGAAACUUUUGGGGAGGCGAGCCAGAAGUACAACGUGCUCUUUGUGGGCUACUGUCUGUCUCAUGACCAGCGCUGGCUUUUGGCUUCCUGCACUGACCUCCAUGGGGAAUUAUUAGAAACUUGUAUUGUAAAUAUUGCUUUACCAAACAGGUCACGGAGGAGUAAAGUAUCUGCACGUAAAAUUGGACUACAGAAGUUAUGGGAGUGGUGCAUAGGUAUUGUCCAAAUGACAUCCCUACCCUGGAGAGUUGUAAUCGGCAGACUUGGGCGGCUUGGCCAUGGAGAGCUUAAAGAUUGGAGUAUCCUCCUUGGCGAAUGUUCACUACAGACAAUCAGCAAACGGCUCAAGGACGUGUGCCGGAUGUGUGGGAUCUCUGCCGCUGACUCUCCCUCUAUCCUUAGUGCCUGCCUGGUUGCCAUGGAGCCCCAGGGGUCCUUUGUAGUGAUGCCAGACGCUGUCACAAUGGGCUCUGUAUUUGGCCGAAGCACCGCGCUGAACAUGCAGUCGUCGCAGCUGAACACCCCUCAAGAUGCCUCCUGCACACACAUCCUGGUGUUCCCCACCUCGUCAACCAUCCAGGUGGCCCCGGCAAACUAUCCCAACGAAGACGGGUUCAGUCCCAACAACGAUGACAUGUUUGUUGACCUUCCAUUCCCAGAUGAUAUGGAUAAUGACAUUGGCAUCUUAAUGACUGGCAACCUCCAUUCCUCUCCCAACUCCUCCCCAGUUCCUUCCCCAGGCUCUCCUUCUGGAAUUGGUGUGGGCUCUCACUUCCAGCAUAGUCGGAGUCAGGGUGAGCGUCUUCUUUCUAGAGAGGCACCCGAGGAGCUGAAGCAGCAGCCCCUGGCCCUUGGGUAUUUCGUGUCAACUGCCAAAGCGGAGAAUCUCCCCCAGUGGUUUUGGUCAUCGUGUCCCCAGGCUCAGAACCAGUGCCCCCUCUUCCUAAAGGCUUCGCUGCACCACCACAUUUCUGUAGCACAGACGGAUGAACUUCUCCCUGCCAGGAAUUCUCAGCGGGUUCCCCAUCCUCUUGACUCCAAAACCACAUCUGACGUUUUAAGGUUCGUUUUGGAGCAGUACAACGCUCUGUCCUGGCUCACGUGCAAUCCGGCCACCCAGGACCGCACCUCCUGCCUUCCCGUCCACUUUGUGGUGCUCACUCAGUUGUACAACGCCAUCAUGAACAUACUUUAA
Puma concolor (puma) is the source of this 6588-nucleotide messenger RNA. Lineage: Eukaryota; Metazoa; Chordata; Mammalia; Carnivora; Felidae. The record is from RefSeq and is a predicted model, not a curated record.